Molecule: messenger RNA, 1182 nt
Organism: Miscanthus lutarioriparius
Lineage: Eukaryota; Viridiplantae; Streptophyta; Magnoliopsida; Poales; Poaceae
Source: the annotation of a GenBank genome assembly
AUGGGGAGUUCGGUCGGCUGCUUGAGAGGCGGCUCCAAGUCGAGGCAAGAUCAGAAUGGUCAGGUCGUCGCGGGUUCGUCUCCUCGUUCAGGUCAUGUAUUAUCAAGAGCUGGAAAUAAUGUACAGGUAUUCUCCCUAAAUGAGAUGAAGACUGCCACACGAAACUUUCACAUGUUGAAUUGCAUUGGCCGCGGGGGUUUCGGAGCAGUGUAUAAGGGAAACCUGAAAGAUGGCACUCAAAUUGCAAUUAAAAAGCUUGCAGCUGAGUCAAAACAAGGAAUUAGCGAAUUCUUGACAGAGAUUAAUGUCAUAUCAAACGUUAGGCACCCAAACCUUGUCAAGCUGAUUGGUUGCUGCGCUGAAGGGAGUAACAGACUAUUGGUGUAUGAGUACGCCGAAAAUAAUAGUUUGGCAAAUGCUUUGCUUGGACCAAAGAAUAAAUGUAUCCCAUUGGACUGGCAGAAAAGAGCUGCUAUAUGUAUCGGAACUGCUUCUGGCCUUGCUUUUCUUCAUGAGGAAGCACAACCACGCAUUGUCCACCGUGAUAUCAAGGCUAGCAACAUUUUACUUGAUAAAAAACUGCUGCCGAAAAUUGGAGAUUUUGGAUUGGCCAAGCUUUUUCCUGAUACUGUCACUCACAUUAGCACCCGUGUUGCAGGAACAAUGGGUUAUUUGGCACCAGAGUAUGCUUUGUUGGGACAAUUAACCAAGAAAGCAGACAUAUAUAGUUUUGGGGUGCUUCUUCUUGAAGUGAUAAGUGGUGAAAGCAGCAGCAAGUCGACUUGGGGGCCUAAUAUGCAUGUUCUUGUGGAAUGGACAUGGAAGCUGCGGGAAGAAGGAAGACUCUUGGAAAUUGUUGACCCAGAGCUGGAAAACUACUCAGAGGAGGAAAUGCUUCGUUUCAUCAAGGUGGCACUGCUGUGCACACAAGCCACGUCCCAGCAGAGGCCAUCCAUGAAGCAGGUUGUCAAUAUGCUAUCUAACCAAACAGAAAUUGAUCUGCAAAAUGUAGUUGCACCAGGUGUGCUGAAAGAACCCCGGCCGCGUACCGGUGGCUUUGGGGGUUUGACAGCAGACACGUCCUCAAGCCAAAGCACCAAAGCCAAUCCAGCUGAAUCAUACAGUACACAGACCAACAUGAACAGCUGUCAAUUUAGCACAACUGACGUAUCACCAAGGUGA